Molecule: messenger RNA, 1801 nt
Organism: Lecanosticta acicola
Lineage: Eukaryota; Fungi; Ascomycota; Dothideomycetes; Mycosphaerellales; Mycosphaerellaceae
Source: the annotation of a GenBank genome assembly
AUGCAACAAUUCAUGGGCUUGCGAGGGAGAGGCCUGUCUCAUGCCAUCGGGGUCGUUGCGGCUCUCAUCUUCUUCCUCUAUGGCUACGACCAGGGAGACAUGGGCGGUUUCUUGACCGUCCCCUCCUUCCUCACCCAAUUCCCCCAGAUCGGCGUCCUCUUCAAACCGGGAGACCUCCACGUGGCUCAGCUUACCGGAUUCACUGUCGCCAUCUGGAACCUGGGAUGCUUCGUGUCUGCCAUGGUCGCCAUCUUCGUCGGCGACAUACUGGGCAGGAAGAAGAUGAUGUACAUUGGACUUGCCGUCCUCCUCAUCGGCGAGAUCAUCCAAUGUUCGGCCUUCCAAUGGGGCCAAUUCGUGGCUGGCAGGUUCAUUGCGGGCUUUGGAAAUGGAUUCAACUGUGCAACUGUUCCGGCUUGGCAGGCGGAAUGCACCAAGGCACACCGCAGAGGUACCGUGUUGAUGCUUUCCGCCGGAGCCUCUAUCGCAGCCGGCCUCUCCUUCAGCUACUGGAUCGACUUCGGCUUCGCCUGGUUGGAUCCCGACUCGGCGGCGUGGCGGGUGCCAAUUGCACUCCAAAUCAUCUUCAUCCUGAUCGCCAUCUCCGUCCUGGUCUUCCUCCCUGAAUCUCCACGCUGGUUGAUCUUGCAGGGAAGAGAAGACGAAGCGCUGAACGUGCUGUCCGCCUUGAACGACUCGGAACCCGACACCUAUGAGAUUCGUCAGGAGUUUUUGCAAAUCAAGGAUGCCGUCGUGGAGAUGGCCAAAGCCUCCUUCUCCAAUGCCUUUCGCAUGGGCGACUACCGGGAUCUGCAUCGUGUUGUGUUGGCUGUUGUGCUACAAUUUUUCCAGCAAAUUGGAGGCAUCAACUUCAUGACCCAGUACUACGCUCAGAUGUUCAGCCAACAGUACAUCUGGGACCCCUGGGUGGCUCGCCUGCUGGCUUCCGGCGCCGGCACCUGCUUCUUCCUGUUCUCCUUUGUCGCUGUCUGGUGCAUCGACCGGGUCUGCGGGCGUCGGCCUCUGAUGCUGUUCGGCACCUCUGGCAUGUUGGUCUGCAUGAUCAUUCUUACAAUCAUGUUGGAAGUCAACAACCGCGCAUCCCUGGACGCGGGCACUGCCUUCGUGUGGGUCUUCUGCGUCUUCUGGGCCAUCGGCUGGCAAGGCAUGAGCUGGCUGUACCAGGUGGAGAUCGUGCCACUACGCAUCCGUGGCCCGGCGAAUGCUCUCUCUACAGGUGCGAAUUGGUUGGCCAACUUCGUCGUUGUACUCAUGGCUCCGGUCGCAUUCAACAACACCAAAUGGAUGACGUACCUGAUCUUCGUCUCAACGUAAGUGAUCAUGUCGUGGGUUGAGAUGCAUCUACUAACACAUCUGAUGCAGCAACGCUGUCAUUCUGCCAACAGUGUACUUUCUCUACCCGGAAACAGGCCUCCGCUGUCUCGAAGAAGUAGACUACAUCUUCCACACUGCAAACUCGUCGCCUCGACCCUGGUUUGACGUCGUCAAGAUCGCCAACGACGAGCCAUUGUGGUACGGCAAAGACAACGAAGAUCCAUACGACUACGAAGCCAGCGAAUGGCAUCAACGUCACGUCCGCUUCUCCCCCGAAGUCAAAGAUUCGCAAGGCGAGUCCACGACGCUGCAAGGCAGCAGUGACGACGGCGGGAUGGAGAAAGUGGGCAGCAAUGGAUCCACCAGUGAAGAGGGUUGGAAGUAUCCCGGCGACGACGUAGCUCCCAGCCCGCACAUCUCGACCGCGAGUGGGCGGACAUCUCGGAGCGCUGGACGUGGAGCUUGA